CCAGCGCUUUUUUUUUUCCUCUUCUUUUUUUUCCUCUUUUUUUUCACUUUUAGAGGGAACGUUGGCUUGUGUCGUGUAUUUUCGUGUGUUUCUUCGUGUGUCGACAUUUUACAUGAAUAUGCUCAGGAAUACGUGCGUUUUUUUUGCUUUCAGGAAGUGAAAGACUUUUGUUUUUGCGGAGCCGAAAUUAACCUGGACACCCCUCCUUCACUCCUUCACUCCCUCACUCCUUCUCAAACUUGACUCUGUUCUCUGGAGAUAUGGCUUGGAGUCAAUGGGGCCUCUUGUUUGCCUUGGCUGCUAUGCUCUCCCCGGUCUGUGUGUCAGUGGAGCAGCGGCAGAGUCAUAGCGGCUUCAGGAGGCUGUACGUGCUCCAGCCCGGACCAGGACCGGGACCGGGACAGGGACAGGGGCAGGGGCAGGGGCCGGGCUCGGGUUCUCCCGGGGCGGACGGCGGGCUGCGCGUCAGCUCCAUCACGACGCGUCAUGGCGCAGCGGGGCAGCCGCACGCGUACAACGUGGAGCUGAAAGCCAACUUCGGCGGCCAGGUUCGGACCCGCAGGAUGGGGAACCAGGCGGCAGCGGUGCCUUUGCCCCAGUUCAGUCAGCAGCAGCAGCAGCAGCUCAUCAAGUUGUCUGGGGUGAAUGUCUGUGGGGGACAGUGCUGUCAUGGCUGGAGUAAAGCUCAGGGGUCGCAGCGCUGCACGAAACCCAACUGCAGCCCUCAGUGCCAGAAUGGAGGAAUGUGCCUCAGGCCUCAGCUCUGUGUCUGUAAGCCUGGCUCUAAAGGGAAGGCAUGUGAACAGAAGACGGCAUCCACGCAGCCCUUUCCUGCACCACCGGGGAAUGAACCCACCACUGCUCACAAUAAUAAUGGAUACAAUGUGGUGCCCCAGCGGCCCAUACCUCAGCAAGUGCCUCCCAGCGGCUACGCUUCUGCGCCCUCACCGGCCAGCAACAUGAAACUCACUGUCAAGCCGUACCCUCAGCAUGUGCGACCACAUUACAUCCAGCAACACAUCCAGCAGCAGAUCCGACCCAUGCACCCAGUUCAGAGCCAGCAGUACGUCCUAAAGCCCAAAUACUACCACACACACACCACACACACACAGACACAUGUUCAGUCCCAUCCGGAGAGGCCGAUCCCACUGAGAGAGGGACACAGCCCCUUCCAUGCAGUGGGCAACCAUACAGGAAGGAUCAAGGUAGUCUUCACACCUACUAUCUGCAAAUUAACCUGCAUUGGAGGCAGAUGUCACAACAACUGUGAGCUGGGAAACACCACCACCAUCAUCAGUGAGAACGGCCAUGCCACAGAUACACUGACAGCACCCAACUUCAGAGUAGUGGUUUGUCAUCUCCCGUGUAUGAACGGCGGCAAGUGCAGCACCAGGGACAAGUGUCAGUGUCCACCCAACUUUACUGGAAAGUUCUGCCAGAUGCCAGUUCAGAGUGGACACCAGCAGCAGCAGCAGCAGCAGCAGACGUCCGGCAGCUACAGCCAAACUCAGGUCCACUCCACACACACGCUGCCACUGACCUACAGCAACGGCCAGAGCACUGUAUUCAGCCCCAGCAUCGUCAACAUCCACAUCAAACAUCCUCCAGAAGCCUCUGUCCAGGUCCACCAGGUGUCUCAGCUGGACAACUACCACAACAAUGGUCACCAGUUCAAAGGUUCCCAGUCCGGCUCCUCCUCAUCCACCAGCUACACCUACCACCACACAGACAACAGCCAGAAGAUCCAGCACCACGGGUACAACGUAGUCUACCCAAGCCAGCACGGCUACCAGGUCCCUCAGUUUCAGCCUGUCACCUCCAAGAAUGCUCUGGGUCGCUGCUUUCAGGAGACCGCAGGCAGUCAGUGUGGGAAGGCUCUGCCAGGUCUCACUAAACAGGAACAGUGCUGUGGAACCUUUGGGACAUCCUGGGGUUUCCACAAAUGUCAGAAGUGUCCAAAGAAACCAUGCUACAAGAGAAUCAACAGCUCUCAUUGCCAAGAUUUUGACGAGUGCCAGCUGCAGGGUGUAUGUCCCAAUGGAAACUGUGUGAACACAGUGGGCAGCUACAGGUGCAUGUGUAAAGCCGGCUACAUUCCCGACCCCACGCUCACCAUGUGCAUAUCUGACACGCCUGCCGUCCAAGAGGAGAAGGGGGCUUGCUUCCGUUUGGUCAGCUCAGGGAGACAGUGUUUGCACCCAGUUUCUGCCCAACUGAGCAAACAGCUCUGCUGCUGCAGUGUGGGCAAAGCCUGGGGCCCUCACUGCGACAAAUGCCCCCCUCCAGGCACAGCUAAAUUCAAAGAGAUCUGUCCUGGUGGAAUGGGCUACACUGUUCUACCAAACCCGCCGGUCCAUAAGCCGGUCAUCAUUUACCAGCAGCCCAUUGACCUGCUCCCACCUCAGCCCCUGCCCACACCAGAGAGACCAGUGGAGGCUUUUGGGCAACCAGAUGAGAUCAUUCCAGUAGCUACAACUGCACCAGAGCAGGAGCUGAUAGUUCCUGGGUUUAGCGAUAGACCAUUAGUUGAGCCAAUCCUGCCCCAGCUAUCACCGGGUGUGUCCACUGUCAAGAUGGAGGCAGCGUUCCCAGAGGUUGUAGAGAAAACCUCUCCACCUGCACCAGUGGAGAUCCUCCCAUCAAAUGCAGGCCAGGACAUCGCCCCCUCACAGUCAUCUGAGGUGGAUGAGUGUCAGAUCCACCGUUACAUCUGUGGUCAGGGGAUUUGUUACAACACCAUUGAUGGCUACACCUGCCACUGCAAUGAGGGAUACCGUCUGGAUGAUGCCCACAACACCUGUGUAGAUGUUGACGAGUGUUCGGACAGCCCGUCUCUGUGUGUUGGUGGUCACUGCAGGAACACAGAGGGCAGUUUCCUGUGCGUGUGUCCGAGGGGAUUUCUUGUUGACGAAGAGGGAACCAGUUGUGUUGAUAUUGAUGAAUGUGUGAACAGAACUGUGUGCCCGUCUGGCAUCUGCAUCAACGUGCCAGGGAGUUUCAACUGUGGCUCCUGUCCUCAUGGCUUCCUCGCACAUGGAGGCCAGUGUGUAGAUAUCGAUGAGUGUCAGGAUCAGCGUGUGUGCACCAGAGGUCACUGCCGGAACACGGAAGGCUCCUUCAUCUGUGAGUGUGGGCCGGGCUUCAGAGUAUCAGCAGCUGGAGACCAGUGUGAUGAUGUGGACGAGUGUGUAGAGGAAGCGACGCCCUGUGACGAUGUAGGAGAGUGUGUGAACAGCCUGGGCUCCUACACGUGUACCUGCCCGCAGGGAUACCAGCAGGUCAACAGCACCACCUGCAGAGAUGUUAAUGAGUGUAUGGACGAGCCAGAGCUCUGUUCCCCCAAUGGAGAAUGUCUCAACACAGAAGGAUCCUUCAUGUGUGUGUGUGAUAGUGGCUUCACUGUCAGCCUGGUCACACCCUCCUGUGAUGCCCUGGGUUGA
Solea senegalensis (Senegalese sole) is the source of this 3440-nucleotide messenger RNA. RefSeq names its product latent-transforming growth factor beta-binding protein 1-like. Lineage: Eukaryota; Metazoa; Chordata; Actinopteri; Pleuronectiformes; Soleidae. The transcript has 22 exons. The record is from RefSeq and is a predicted model, not a curated record. Gene Ontology annotation, molecular function: calcium ion binding. Bases 261 to 3440 code for a protein of 1059 amino acids.